AUGGUCGCGAAUGACGACCCAAAGUCGAAAGACAAGUCCAAGGCCAACGACGAUGUCGACCGAGAGCCCGUCGUCGACUUUCAAGCUCUGCCGCCCGAGGUGGUCCACUCGUACGUUUCCUUCUUCGACCUAGCAAAGUCCUAUCCACCACAAGACUCGUCGCAGUCUGGCGCAGAAUCGUCCAGCAAUGGCCGAAAGCGAAAGGGGCGAGCAUCGCCACCUCCAGCGCUGGGAUCCAGCAGGAAACGCUAUCCGAAUGACGCAACUGCUGCCGACAUCGCAGCGACAUCCGGACCAGGAGCAUCCAAGGCCUUUGACGACGAGCCCGCUUGCCCGCCGCACUUCUUCGAUGCAGACGCGGCAGGCAACUACCUCAGCCAGGUCGCCACACAGCACUUUGCAUCGCAGCCCGCGCCAAAGGAAGGAGAAGUGGUGGUGGGGUUCCUGUACAAGUGUCGCGCCAAGGGCGAGCUGAGCCGCCCUCUGGCACACUAUCGCCUCACCGAGGCCGCCUCGGACAAAUCACCCGCAGCCGAGGCAAUGGCGCAGCGUUCCAGAUGA
This is a messenger RNA of Moesziomyces antarcticus, 561 nucleotides long. RefSeq lists its product as uncharacterized. The transcript is spliced from 2 exons. The record is from RefSeq and is a predicted model, not a curated record. Lineage: Eukaryota; Fungi; Basidiomycota; Ustilaginomycetes; Ustilaginales; Ustilaginaceae. Bases 1 to 561 code for a protein of 186 amino acids.